GGAGGAAGCAAAAGUAUCCGUGGCAACAACACAGGAAGUGGCGCGCGACGGUUUAAAAACUGUCCCACAAAAACCAAACGAGAAAAUCCACCGUCACUAAAAGGCGCUAGCUCCUCGGUCAUGUUUAUAUCCAUGUAAAAAAAUCUAUUUUUUCUCGCUCGCCUUCGCUUCAGGCUGUAUUUUUUUUCCCAGGGUUGAUGAGCCCUGCAGCCGAACUUUACAAUAGACUCGGUGUUCGUAACGCUCCUGAGCUAAUUUACUAUCUGUCUAGAUGUCGUUCGUGAGAGUGGGGCGUCCGCAGCAGCAGCAAGCCAAAGGGAAAAGACCCCUUCGCUAUAAGAAGUCAGCAGGUCCCAGGAAAGACUGGGUGAGCACCGUCAAUGACCUCUCUGUGCACAAGCUGACUCCUGCUGAGCUGAGUCAUCGACAUGAGAUCCACAAGUCUCACAAUAAAGCUGCAGCUCAGUGGGAGCUUAGAGAGAAAGCCCUGCAACGUCGUCUCAGACACGCCGGGAGCCCCGCACCCCUGGACCGGGCCAGCCUCAGCAUCAUCCGAGAGGUUUUCUCUGAUCAGCUGCUGCUGCAGGAUGUGCUGGCCCGGUCUGACAGAGCCAUGGCUGUGGUCAAAGACCUGUUUGGAGAUGCUCCACGGAGGCAGACUGGACACCCCAGUGUGACCGUGGCCCCAAACUGUGACUCUGACACAGAACUGCCUGUUCUCCAGAGACCAGAUCCUCCAACCCAGCUCUCCCUUCUCAGCCAAUCCAUGAUGGAUCAAGAGGCUCUUAAUGAAGUGGACGUUUCAAGGGAGGACGACAGAUAUGAGAACAUUUCUCCGUCCUGCAACUCAGAGAGUCGUGUCAUCAGAAGGACCAAUAUAAGGAAGAUGAAGGCUCAGGGUAGAGCGACGCAGAAACAGCAAGGUCAUCACCUCAGAUCUCGUGGAGAUAAAGAAAAUAUCCCCGUGACGCCCGUGGCGUCAGGCCGAGCCCCUGACCCGACUGCUCUCAACGCCACCGUAGCUGUUAAACGGGUUCUGUCCAAACGACGUGAGUCAGAUCCGGUCGAGCAAGAGGCUUCUGUCCUCGUCUCUCAGGUCCUGAAUCCUGAACUUCCUCCAAGUCAGUCAGGAAGAAUCAGCAAACGCACCGCAAAGCCCAGGAAGUUUGUUUCUCAGACCUGGGAGCUGGACGGCUCCUCGGUGGGAGACCGGUCCAGCCUGGACCUGCUGCAGGACAUGUUGGGUCAAGUCCAGGCAGACUUGGACUCUGUGAGUCCUGACACGGCACCAGAGUCAGCAGGCAGUCCAGAACGCCACAGGAGACAAGGUCUUACCGGGUUCUCUGUUGCCUUGGUCUCCACGCUUGGACGCUUGGUCCACCUCCUCAGAAAGAGAGAAGCUGGAGCUCAGGAAGAAGCCGACCAAAGGAGACGACUGCAGGAGGAGCUGAAGGAGCAGCGCGGGCUCAUUGAUGCUCUGACAGCUGAAAGCAUGAGCCUGAGAGAAGAGGCUGCCGCCCUGCAGCGGCGGGCGGCGGAGCUGGAGCAGAAGCUGGAUUCUGUGGUUCUUCUGAUGGGGGGGCUGGGCCUACUGGGGGACCAGAUGAGCCCCCCCAAAGACUCUGAUGAAGGAGCGCCCCCGUCUUAUGUUUGUCGGUCUGCUGCUGGCGCUGAGAGACCUCCUGAGAAAACACAAGCUGGAGUUCCUCCUGCGGUUCUCCUCUCCCCACCGCAGCAAAGCGAUAACUGGCAACAAAGUCCUGGAGCUCAUCCGUUCCCUCCGCUGCCGUACCGUUCCCCUUCAGACGUCCGGGCUUCCUGUGAAGAUGUCCGGUCUCACGCCUCCACCUCCAGUCUCAGGAGACUCCCCUCUGCCCCCUCGCCGUCCCUCGCCCCUAACCAGCCCCACUUCCCGCCCUCCCCAGAGGCCAUGCUGGCUGAGAUCGCUGAGCUGAGGAGACAGAACGACCUGGUCAAGGCUCAGCUCAGCCAGGCCAAGAGCCUCGGGUCAGGGGUCACCGCGCGGUGUAGCAGCAGCAGCAGCAGCAACGAGCCGAGGCGGUCCAGCCCAGUCAGCGUCAGCACUGUCUCGCCUCAGAGUGCCGGAGAGAGGAGAUCGUCCGGGUCCAGCAGCUCAAGCAGAGUCCACCGUCUUCCGUCUCCAGUGGGAACGUCUUCAACUUCUCAGGCAGAGUCGUCCAGCCCUCUCAGCGUGAGCAGCGUGGAGCAGCGCCUCCUGGAGCUCAACAGGCAGAGCGCAGCAGCUCGCUGUCGCCUGCUGGAGCUGAUCGAGCAGCAGAAGCUGAACUCUUUGGUCAGAGGCUCUCCGUCCGGCUCCCCCGUCCCUCCCUCGGCCUUCAGUCCCAACACAGCAGCUGCAGGCCGGAGCCCAGAGGAGACGGCGCUGCCGCCUGAGAGAGAGUUUUGGUCCCAUCGACGGUCCGCCGGUUCGGAUGCGUCUCCCGACAGUUUGGGUUCUGGGCGCCAGACUGGAGAGAUUGAGAUGGAGAAACGGAGAGAACGAGAAGGAUGGUUUUCCCUGUCGGCUCACAGGAGAUGACACCAGGAAGGAGACUCAACAAACUGUUUUUAUUUUUUAGCUGAAAUAAAGUUUUAAUCAUU
Messenger RNA from Fundulus heteroclitus (mummichog), 2622 nucleotides. RefSeq names its product spindle and centriole associated protein 1 (gene spice1). The coding region runs from base 272 to 2560 and encodes 762 amino acids. The record is from RefSeq and is a predicted model, not a curated record. Gene Ontology annotation, biological process: mitotic spindle assembly; metaphase chromosome alignment; regulation of centriole replication. NCBI's taxonomy places the organism in Eukaryota, Metazoa, Chordata, Actinopteri, Cyprinodontiformes, Fundulidae. The transcript has 17 exons. Gene Ontology annotation, cellular component: centriole; centrosome; spindle.